Schistocerca nitens (vagrant locust) is the source of this 645-nucleotide messenger RNA. RefSeq lists its product as uncharacterized. The coding region runs from base 1 to 645 and encodes 214 amino acids. The record is from RefSeq and is a predicted model, not a curated record. The transcript has a single exon. Gene Ontology annotation, cellular component: nucleus. Lineage: Eukaryota; Metazoa; Arthropoda; Insecta; Orthoptera; Acrididae. Gene Ontology annotation, biological process: chromatin remodeling. Gene Ontology annotation, molecular function: catalytic activity.
AUGGAUUUCAAAAAAUACACACACUACUGGAUUGGUGGUCAAGAAGCCAAAAAUGGAGUACGUAUCAUAGUACAACGAAACCUAGAGGAAUAUGAGGAAGCAGUGGAAUACACAAGUGAUAGAGUGAUGAGGAUUCGGCUGAGGACAAGGAUUGUAGUGAAGGACUUAAUCCAAGUAUAUGCACCACGAACAGAAAAUAAAGAAGAGAACAUAGAGGAUAUUCUAGAGGUAUUAGAGAGUAUACUUACAGAUGUGGAAGCAACAGUAAUGGGUGACCUAAAUGCGCAGGUAGGCAAAGAAAGGCUAGGGAAGGAGGAGAUAAGUGGCCCAUAUGGAUAUGGGAGGAAGAAUGAGGAAGGAGAGAAACUGGUUGAUUUCUGUGAAAGAAACGGGCUGACUGUGGGCAACACAUGGUUCCGUAAAAAGAAUAGCCAAAAGAUAACGAGAUAUGGAUGGGGUGAUAGACGGACGAAGACGGUCAUCGAUUACUUUCUGGUGGAAAAGAAAAAUCGGAGACAGUUGACGGAUGUAACUGCACUCCCAGGAGAGGCUUUUGAUGGAGACCAUCGAGUGGUGGUGACAAAGAUGAGAUUCGAUGAACUGAAAGAUAUAAAGGAAGAAAGGGAAAGGAUAAUAAAAGUGUGA